Messenger RNA from Saccostrea echinata, 1016 nucleotides. Its product is annotated as cysteinyl leukotriene receptor 1-like. Gene Ontology annotation, cellular component: plasma membrane. Bases 1 to 966 code for a protein of 321 amino acids. Gene Ontology annotation, biological process: G protein-coupled receptor signaling pathway. Gene Ontology annotation, molecular function: G protein-coupled receptor activity. The record is from RefSeq and is a predicted model, not a curated record. The transcript has a single exon. Lineage: Eukaryota; Metazoa; Mollusca; Bivalvia; Ostreida; Ostreidae.
AUGCUGAACCAAACUAUUCAUUCCAAAUACGACAUAACGGAGGAUCCUAUCUUUAAAAGUUCUCAACAAAUAUGGACUUAUUCAGCCCCCAUAUUACUGGUGCUUGGAACUGUAACAAAUAUUCUUACGAUAAUUGUUCUUCUAAGGAAAAAAUUAAGGAGAAAGACCACGAUAUUUUACUUAACGAUACUGUCAAUCAUCAAUCUUCUGACGCUAUACAUAGGUCUUGGGAAGACCUGGUUGAUGGUAACUUUUGACGUUUACAUUUCUGUACAGUCAGAGUUUUUAUGUCGAUUUUCUACCUUUGCUUUGAACCUGUUACUGAACUUAACAGUGUGGAUUCUUGUUGCUGUAACAGUUGACCGCUGUAUAAUAGUAUGCCUUCCUCAGCUAGCAAAACGAAUCUGUCUCUUGAAGUACUCAAAAGGAGUUGCUGCAGGCAUGUUUGUGGUACUUGCUAUUGCAAACAUGCAUUUAUUUUGGGGAGUUGCAAUAAGAAAGACCCAUGGAAGUUUGGAGAAAGAUUGCACUCAUGGAAAUGAUUUUAACGAAUUCAUAUUUCCUUGGCUAUCACUGACCCUUGGCUUUAUAGUGCCUUUUGUAAUCAUGGUUAUUGCCAACUCUUUCAUCAUUCGCUGCAUUUAUUUAUCCAACAAGCGUCUUGCCUACCACCACAGUAACGACUCCAAAAACAGUAACAGUAACCACAACAAAAGGCUCUCUAGUGUGACCAGUAUGCUUUUGGCUACAAAUGCCACAUUUAUGAUAUUAACUCUGCCAAUUAUGAUCUUUUUAAUUGUGGAGCCUUAUCACGUGGCCAACGAGGACGUCACUGCCAAUAUGCAUCUCACAUGGGCUAUAGUUAACAUCUGUGAUUAUACAGACCAUUCCGUUAAUUUCUUCCUUUAUUGCCUUGCAGGGACUACUUUUCGCAGAGAGUUAAGAAAACUGCUGAAAGGAAAGUAAUAAAACCAUGAAGAAAUAAUUGGGUGAUCUACAUUAAUCAAUAAUUUUAA